Cinclus cinclus is the source of this 531-nucleotide messenger RNA. It is a transcript of the gene FGF22, whose product is annotated as fibroblast growth factor 22. Lineage: Eukaryota; Metazoa; Chordata; Aves; Passeriformes; Cinclidae. The transcript has 3 exons. Gene Ontology annotation, molecular function: fibroblast growth factor receptor binding; growth factor activity. Gene Ontology annotation, biological process: positive regulation of cell population proliferation; fibroblast growth factor receptor signaling pathway; cell differentiation. Gene Ontology annotation, cellular component: cytoplasm. The coding region runs from base 1 to 531 and encodes 176 amino acids. The record is from RefSeq and is a predicted model, not a curated record.
AUGAGGCGCGGGGGCCCCGCCGCCAUCGCCGCCUGCCUCGCCGGGGCACUCGCCGUGCUGGCGGGGCCGGGGCCGGGCAGUGCCACCGGGACCGGCCGGCGGCCCUCCCGCAGCUACGGGCAUCUGGAGGGCGACGUGCGCUGGAGGCGGCUCUUCUCCGCCACCCGCUUCUUCCUGCGCAUCGACGGCGGCGGCGGCGUGGAGGGGACGCGCUGGAGGGAGCGGCCGGGCAGCAUUGUCGAGAUCCGGUCGGUGCGUGUCGGCGUCGUUGCCAUCCGGGCAGUGCACACCGGCUUCUACCUGGCCAUGAACAAGCGGGGGAGGCUCUACGGGUCGAAGGAGUUCAGCCCCAACUGCAAGUUCACGGAGCGCAUCGAAGAGAACGGCUACAACACCUACGCGUCGCUGCACUGGCGGCACCGCGGCCGCCCCAUGUUCCUCUCGCUCAAUAGCAAGGGCAGGCCACAGCGAGGGGGCAAGACACGCCGGCAGCACCUCUCCACUCACUUCCUCCCCAUGCUCGUCAGCUGA